Emericellopsis cladophorae is the source of this 1572-nucleotide messenger RNA. RefSeq names its product Rhomboid protein-like protein. Lineage: Eukaryota; Fungi; Ascomycota; Sordariomycetes; Hypocreales; Bionectriaceae. The transcript has 2 exons. The record is from RefSeq and is a predicted model, not a curated record. Gene Ontology annotation, cellular component: membrane. Gene Ontology annotation, molecular function: serine-type endopeptidase activity. Bases 1 to 1572 code for a protein of 523 amino acids.
AUGUACAACUUUGCAGCGCUCGCGAUCGAUACGCCCGACCGCCACAAGCCCAUGCAGGCAUAUCAAGAUCUGCCGGCGGAGUACAAGGACAAGCUCGGUCUGUUCUUCAGCCGGAAGCCCUUGUCGCAAAAGGAGAUUGACAGUAUAUUCGGCGAAGGUCUAUUGGAAGAGGACGGAAACCAGUUGCUGCGGAUACUUCACGGGCGACGAGUGGCAGGUACUCUGGAAGACCCGGCCUUCUCUAUUCACACAGCGCGGUUCUCGAAGCAACAGAUCCAGAGAGGGUUGGAGUAUUUGCGGAGACACAUCAAGGUCGAUGAGGUCUUGAAUGCUGGCCUGCGCGCCGAGGAUGAGCUGAGUCAACUCGAAGGAACCCCAGCCGAGGAACCAACGGUCAAGACUGGGGCGGACGCCCUCGGCCCAGAAGUCAAGCCGGACCCAUCACCCAGUACUCAGGCGAAUGCAGGGGACACCAAAGAGGUCAAACAAGACGUACCCGUGCCAGAAGUCAAGCCGGACCCUGUAUACGGACUCAGCGUCUUCGACCAGAUCCGGGCUCGUAACCAGGCCAAGGAAAAAGUGAGGCUCGCGAGGAUUGAAGAGGAGAAGCAACGUGCCAUAGCCGAAGGCCGACGGUUACCAGACGAUGACGACCCGCGAGCGCGGUCUCUUGUUGAGGUGGACGAGGGCCAGCGCGCCAUCACAAACCCGAAAAUUGCUAAGUACCAUCGCGAGGCAAUGGGUACGGAGACAGAAGCGCCCGAGAUGUCAGUAUGGCAGCGCACUAUGCCCUCCAUCUUUUUCUACGUCCUUACCAUUGGGUUCCUGGCGUCGUUGACCAUGGUGUACACCGAGCCAGAAGACAAAUAUCGACUCUGUCCCGAGAUCUCGCCGGCCGUUGCGACGAUUGCUACCAUAGUUGCCAUCAAUUCGAUGGUCAUGCUCUUGUGGCGGAUUCCGCAGAUGUGGAAGUGGAUGAAUCGCUACAUGAUUCUGGUAGUUGGGAAGCCACGGCCAAUCACUAUCUUCACUGCCAACUUCUCACACCAAAUGGUCAGCCAUUUUCUCCUGAACAUGGCUGUCUUUUCGCUCAUAGGUGUGCAUCUGCACGAGGACCUGGGCCGCAUGGGCUUCAUCGCUCUGCUGAUGGCCGCCGGUGGAGGUGGCUUCCUCGGUGCCUUGAUAGGGUACUCGUACAAGGGCAUGCUCGGUGUCACAUCGCUGGGCGCCUCCGCUUCUACCGUUGGCAUCGGUGCAGCCUACUUCUGGGAUCAUCGCAACGAUAGAUUCCGCAUAUGGGGUAUGCCGCAAGACGGCGUGCACGGCAUUGUGUGGUGGGCACUUGGCGUGAGUCUGUUCACCUUAGAACUGUUCAAUUCGUUCGCCAAGGAGAGCAAGUCGGACACCAUCGGUCACUGGGCAGGCCUGGUCAUUGGCAUGUGCGCCAUCGAACUCAUGAACAUGGCCGGGCUGGGGAGGAAAAAGGGUGACAGACCAGAGGUGGGGAAUGGACCCGGAACAGAGCUGGUCAAGGACAUUCUGUCUGGCGAGGAGAAGCCCGCGCGCAAGUAG